Messenger RNA from Wallemia mellicola CBS 633.66, 1638 nucleotides. RefSeq lists its product as hypothetical. Lineage: Eukaryota; Fungi; Basidiomycota; Wallemiomycetes; Wallemiales; Wallemiaceae. Gene Ontology annotation, molecular function: actin binding. The coding region runs from base 1 to 1617 and encodes 538 amino acids. The record is from RefSeq and is a predicted model, not a curated record. The transcript has 6 exons.
AUGGGUGGUACAAUUAUAAACAGCAACGACAAAUCUAAGAUAAAAAAUCAAUUGAAGCUAAACUCGCAUGGUCAGAACUACAAAAUAUUGACUGCAACUAUCGCAAGGGUUUUCUACGCUUAUCCAAACCCAGACAGCUGGAAUUAUACUGGUUUAGCGGGUGCUUUAGCUAUAGUAAAGGGUGAUAGAAGUGUCAGCUUUCAACUAGUCGAUUUGGAGCUCACACCUCAAAAGGGUACGAAAGGCGCUGUAUCUUGGCAACAUGAACUUCCUAAUGAACUUGUAUAUGUUAUGGAUCAAUCAAACUUCCAUUCUUUCAACGGCGAUGAAUGUAUGAUCGGCAUACAGUUCUCAGCUGAAGGAGAAGCCGCAGACUUCUAUAGAAAAGUCAACAAAGUCAGAAAGCAGAAGAAACCAUCAAAGAAAGAGGAAAAAGAGAGAGUCAAGAGGGAAGAAGAUGAGAAGGAGAAAGCAACACAAGCAGAAGCUGCUAACUCAGCGGCGUCUCUACAAGCUCCACCUUCACCAGCUCCUUCAAAGGAUAGCGGCAAGAAAUCCAAGCGUUUCUCCACCCGUUUGUCUCUUGGUUCGUCAUCUGGCAAAGAUAAAGACGGUAAAAUCAACAAAAAUCUCAUCAGUGCACCUAAGUCUGAUUCAUUCAAGCAUGUUGGGCACCUUGGUUUCUCCAGUGAGGGCUUUUCUAUGCGCGGUAUAGAUCCAUCUUGGCAAGCACUGCUUGACCAACUCAACCAAAAGGGCUUCUCACAGAAAGACAUCGAGAAACAUGGUGAUUUCAUUAAAGAAUUUGUUGAGAAUAAAGGUGGACCUGAGCAAUCGCAGCCAAAGAAGAAGGCACCACCUCCGCCAACAACGCGACGAAAGCAGGCACCAGCGAUUGAUGGUACUGUUACAGCAGCUCAGAAGCCUGCACAUGCACCACCGCCACCUCCUAUGGCUGCUCCUCCAGCUCCACCUCCAGUCGCGCCUCCAGCUCCGCCAGCACCUCCAGCACCUCCAGCACCAAGUCCACCAAGGAAUAUACCACCACCGGCUCCUGCCAAAGUGCCAGCACCGCCUGCUCCACCGGCUCCACCAAUACCAACUCCCAAAGCAGCACCACCAGCACCACCAGCCCCACCUGUACCAUCUACAGGUCCACCUGCUCCAACCUCAGCGCCAGUACCUCCAUCAAGGCCAGCUCCGCCUGCUGCGGCUCCUCCUCCUCCUCCAGCUCCUCCUUCAGCUGGCGUUCCACCACCACCACCACCACCACCACCGCCAGUACCAUCAGCAGGAGGUGCUCCUCCACCACCACCGGUACCAUCAGCACCAUCAUCUCCAUUACCACCUGCACAAGAUGGCCGUUCAAACUUGUUAGCAAGUAUACAGGGUAAGGGUGUGCAUAAUUUGAAGAAGACGGACAAUGUAGCAGCAGGUACCGCCGGUGCAGCAGCAGGCGCAGGCGCUGCUGGAGCGUCUAUGGCAACGAGCUCAUCAGAUGACCAACCUGAAGAAUCCUCAAACGAUCUAGCAAGUUCAUUAGCUCAAGCACUUGCUACAAGAAAGGGUAAUAUGGGUGACAGUGAUGAUGAUGAAUCUGAUGAUGAAUGGGACUAACAAUAGACAAUAAUGAUAGAU